AUGGGGGAACCAAACCCAUGGGACGAAGUGAUUCCUAAAUGUGAUGAACCGACGAAACCUCGGGAGUGCAAGUCGCAAACAGUACUGGCUUCUCGGCUGAAGACAAACAUUUUAACUGGUGGACUUGAUUUUCAUCCGUUCGAUAAAGUAGGAUCUAAGCCGAAGCUUCCGAACUUUGAGGCCGCAUCGUUAUCUGUGCGCUGUUCUUCACAGUCCUCCUCUCUCCGUUACAUGAAUUGCGAAUUAAUAGCUCACAAAGAAAAUAUUGCUCCCUUCUCCUCGUACAAAUGUGCUGAGGAUUGUUCUCUUCAGAAGUCGGGUCUUGAAUUGCGUGAAAAUCCCGCAAAUCUUUUUGCAGUUACUCCGAUUUCAUAUUCAUCUAUCAAAGAAGGGUGCAAAGCUUCUAAUACGGGGAAUAUCGGUGCGAACUCACCAGGCAAUUCGUUCGAGGUUAAACCGACAAAAGGAGUGGUCAAGAAGACAGGAUCAUUUAUGUCAGCCGGAUUGCGCGGUCCAGAUGAAACUCCUCAGACACAUGCGGAAACUCCUUCUUCAAAUGACUCAGUGGAACCACUAGACGAGUGUUCACAAUCCAUUGGAGUAGCGGCGUCACAGUCUUUUAUUGCGUCAAUGACGUCGGAUAAAUCUUCCCCAUCUACGAGUGGUCCUACUACUACUAGUGUUAAUAGUGUCGCUUUAAGAACCCACCUUUCUGUUUCAUCUGGAAACUAUGUAAAACUCAAUCUACGCAAGAAGUCUUUCAGUAGAUGUGGUUCACGGCGGCAAGCGCUUAGCAGAUUGCAUAUACGACGAGCCAAAUUUGCCAAGAAAUUUGGGUCUAAAGGUUGCAGAAUGGGAAAUUUCGUUCGAUCCAAUUUGGAGCGUACUUUGUAUAGCAAGUUUCCAAAAGAUUGCUCUCAUUUCGGGGUCCGCUUAAACGAAAAGGAGAUUGAGGAAAUGGAACCAGACUAUACUAAAGCCGAGUGGAGAAUUGCUGAUCUAGCUAAACUGCGUAGUCAGUUCUCUGGAGGACCUCAACUAGAGGAGCUCUUAAGCAUUGGUCCUGAAGCAUCGCGACCUCUAUUCUCCAUCAAUAAAAAGAGUGUCGACUUAGAUACCAUGAAGAUACGAAAUUAUAUGAAUGAGCUGAUGCAAAAAAUGGGGAUUCGGUCAUUUAGACCUGGUCAAGAGCGGGUGAUUUGGCGCACGCUAGCUGGCAAAUCAACUCUUUUUGUUAUGCCAACAGCAGGUGGCAAGUCGCUGUGUUACCAAAUGCCGGCAGCAAUCUUUCAAAAAUUUUAUCCGACCUCGACAGCCCUGGUCAUAUCUCCGUUGAUUUCUCUCAUGCAAGAUCAGGUGUUGCCAGUAACGUCGCCCAUUCGUGGUGUCUACAUUAGUUCCAGUCAGAUGAAGGGAGAAAAAGAAGUAAUAUGGGAGGAAGUAACAAGGGGUCAGUACGCCUACGUUCUGAUGUCACCAGAAGCUCUGGUCGAAUCGGAUUGGAUUUGUCGCCAGACUCGCCUUCCAAAUAUAAGUUUUGUCUGCAUCGAUGAGGCCCAUUGUUUAGCUGACUGGUCACACCACUUUAGACCAUCCUACCUACAGGUAUGCAACCUACUCAGGAAUCGACUUGGAGUGAAGCAGUUUCUUGGCCUUUCUGCUACCUGUACACCUUUAACCAUCAAGACCAUUUUCCAGAAUUUGGGAAUGGGUGAUCCACUCAAGUUAGAUGCAGAAUGCGAUGCUGAAAAUCCCUUGAAUCCUUUCGAUCCUGAUGGUGGCUUUCUUCAACCCUUCUCCAGCCCCAUACCCACCAACUUACUUGUUACGGCCUCGAUGGACCGUGAUAGGAAUGAGGCGCUGGUUAGAAUUCUUCAGACACCACCGUUUUCUGAGCAACUCUCCAUUUUAAUUUAUGCUGCAAGCCGAGAUCUCACUGAACGCCUGGCGGGGUACAUCCGGACCCGUCUGCAGGAAGUGAAGGACAAGAUUGGUCGACGCACAGUAGGUUGGAAUACAGCAGUCUACCACGCGGGCCUGUCACCAAAGGAGAGAGCCCGGGUGCAAAAGCGCUUUAUGAAUGGCAAAAUUCGUGUUCUCGUGGCAACUUCAGCCUUCGGUAUGGGCCUAAAUAAACAGGAUCUUCAGGCGGUCAUUCACUUUUCUAUGCCCAAAUCUUUUGAGAAUUACAUUCAGGAAAUCGGCCGGGCGGGUCGUAACGGUCAGCAGUCUUUCUGCCACAUCUUCCUUCCGCCAGGGCUCUCCUUGGUCCGAAAUGAAACUGAACCCAUCGGCCACGGGAACGCCAUGACACUCACUCCCGAGGAAGCAUGUGAAGCCAACGAACUGCGACGUCAUAUUUUUGCAAAUCACAUUGACCCGGUACAGUUGAAGCGCACAUUGGGUCUUGUCUUCGGCAAUGCAGACUCCACUGACAUUAACAAAACCAACUGCCCCGUGAUUGCUCUCGAUAUCGACCAAAUUUCAGAACAAUUGGAUAUCAAAAUUGAAAGUUUGAUGACUCUAAUAACCUACAUGCAUCUCCGUUCUGAUGUCUCACCGCUCAUCACUAUUCUGCCUUCAGCCCCCACGAGGGUCAUCGUCAGUUGCUAUGGUGGUCCACUUGAGAUGGCUCAUGUUUCGACGCGCAGCCUUGCCGUUUCUGCAUGGCUGGGUCACCUCAAGUCGCAAGCUAACUCAGCUUCAAGCUCCACCGUUACAAACCUUCGAGAAGUGACUCUUGACUUAGUGAAACUCUGUAACGCUUGGGGCUGGCGUCCAGACGCGGUGCUACGGGAGCUACGCUGUCUCGAAUGGAACAGUGAUGCCACUCCUGGUGCUCCACCCCGGCGCACCGGUGUGAGCAUCGUUCCGUCAGGCACGUCCCGUGCCUGCUGGCUCUGGGUCCACGCCAAUGACCAGCUAACUCUGAGACUAGACUCCGAGCUCGUUUAUCUUCAGCAGCGUCUGCGGGAGGUUGAACGGUCGGGUCUGCGAAGUCUCGACCAGCUUCAAUCGGCUAUUGCUUUGGUGGCUGUCGAUUCUGUAGACAAAAUUGAUUUCAACCAAAGUGGUGUGCGCGUUAGGUCGGAGAAAUUUCGUGCGCGUGUGGAAGCCCAUUUCAAUGAAACGGCGAAUGAUAUUCCCUCCCUCUGGCCGCCCCCAAUUUCGAUAAAACAGGAACAAAUGGUGCGCGUGACCGUAAGGGACUUCAUGCAUUUGCAUGGGCAGAACCUGAUCCCGGGACAGGUGACUGGUCGGGUGAUGGCCAACAUCUUCCACGGUAUAGGAUCGCCAAACUUCCCUACUACUGUGUGGUCUCGUGUACGUCGCUUCUGGCGCGCCUUCCUCGGCGUCGAUUGGCUUACCCUUCAGCGUAUUGCUACCGAAGAACUCGUAGCUGCCCACUAUUCCUUCACCUGA
Messenger RNA from Hydatigera taeniaeformis, 3423 nucleotides. NCBI's taxonomy places the organism in Eukaryota, Metazoa, Platyhelminthes, Cestoda, Cyclophyllidea, Taeniidae. The record is from the annotation of a GenBank genome assembly.